Molecule: messenger RNA, 928 nt
Organism: Episyrphus balteatus (marmalade hoverfly)
Lineage: Eukaryota; Metazoa; Arthropoda; Insecta; Diptera; Syrphidae
Exons: 3
Coding region: 195-725 (176 amino acids)
Source: RefSeq, a predicted model, not a curated record
UGUGGUGCAAAUUAGUUCAGUGCUGCAUAAUUGUGAUUAUUCUUUGUUUUUAAAUUUGGAAGGUUUCUUGACAGAAACUAUUGAACCUUCGUAGCUUAAACACUUGAAGUUAGUAAAGUCCGAAUGCUAGCAGUUUUAAUUAAAAUUUAUUUAUCUAAAAUCAACAUUUUUCAUACAGUACCUACACAAAUACAAUGAAGUUUGUUUUCAAUAUCGUCCAUUAUUUCACUAUUAUAUCAAUAGCAACAGAUAUUACUAAAAUUGGGUACAUUGAAAGUUUACCACUUUCAAAUUUAAGCAGCCACAAUGCAGAAGGAAAUUCAACAAAUGUUAAACAAAGAUCAGCCAGAACAAUACUAUCUAGAAGAUUUCAAUUGUUACCAUCAAGAAAAUUUUCUAAGCUUAGAAGAAUUUUGGACAAUCGCUCUCAAGCCCGACGACCUUUUGAAAAUAUUUAUCAUAAUGAGAAGCUUGUGCAUACUGGAUGGAAUAGAAAUCAACAAAUCAUAGUGAAUCAUGAAACAUCACCUAAAAGGAAAAUUUACACAACCACAAAAAAGCAACAAUUUCCAACUAAUUUUUUUACAACUACUAGAAGACCAUAUUCAACAUCAACGGCUGUUCCAAUUUUCUUUAGAAAAACUUCAACUACUUCUCCCACAACUAGAAGAACAACUUUAACAACAACGCCAGAUCCACUUAUUUUUGAAAUUGAUAUCAGAUAGCAAUCAAGACCUAAAUUGGCAGUAAUUUUGAAUGUGGCCCCCAGUUAUUUUUACAAUUUUUAAAGAAAAACUACAAAAAUUUGAACAAUUUAACUGAAAAACAAUCAAUUAAUAUAUUUUAAAAGGAUUUGAUAGUUUAUUUUUUCUCUUUUUCUUACGUUGUUGAACUUGAACUACUUUCAAACUCUUACUAGCUCAAAUAA